UAUUAUAUUCAAAAGCAGCCAGUUGGGUGGCGCCGAAAAUCAUGUAUUUAGCUGCAAUAGUCUCAGCACUGCUGAUUGGAUAUGCAGCUGCGCAAAAUUUUAACUGCGACUUAACGACGAAUGUCGCUCUAGGUACCACGUAUUAUAUAUACAGUCCCAAUUACCCGCAAUUAUAUGAGCCAGGCGUCCAGUGCAGGUGGCAGGCUCAGUGCCCGGCCGGAUACAAUUGUAGACUGGAUUGUACUGACAUUGAUCUACCACUGACUUCAUCAUGUUCCAUGGAUCGUCUCCUCAUAUCAAGGACUGGAGACCCUCAAUUAACGAAUGCUGAGUUUUAUUGUGGACGCAGAACAGUUAGUGUGGUGUCCACUGGUCAGAGGAUUAGCGUAGGACUCGUAACCUCAUCAAGUAGUCCAAAGGGGAAGUUUAUGUGCGAACUAAGAGCACAGCGGAUCACAACUCAACCAACUUGCUCUUGUGGAUAUCGAAGAUUGGACAGAAUCGUCGGCGGCUCAGAAGCGAGACCCAAAGAGUUUCCAAUGAUGGCUGCUAUCGUGUAUGGUGACAUAGGUGCUAUUAAAUGUGGAGCUGUCAUCAUCGACAAGAAGUACGUCCUCACGGCGGCUCAUUGCGUGAUCAAAGAGGACAUUUCUAAUUUGGGGGUGCUUGUAGGCGAACUCGAUAUAAGAACUGGAAGUGAAUCGGAGACGCAGGGCUUCAGAGUCGCCUCAGUAAUAACUCAUCCCCAAUACACAGAAUCAAAUUACGACUUUGAUAUUGCGAUUGUUAAAAUCGACGGGGUGAUGAGGUACACUGACUACGUCGCUCCAGUCUGUCUGCCAUUUAAAUACAGCGACGACGACUUCAACGGGGCUAAGGUUACCAUGGCAGGUUGGGGCACAAUAUUCGCUGGAGGCCAAACGUCCAAUGUGCUGAGGAAGGUGGAUCUAGAUGUCAUCAGUCAGGCAACUUGCAGACGAAGUUUCUCUAAUCUAUCACCACGUCAGAUGUGCACGUAUACCGCAGGGAAGGAUGCUUGUCAGGACGACUCAGGUGGUCCCGUGCUCUUCACCGACACUGACAGCGGUUUGGUUUACAACGCGGGUAUCAUCAGCUACGGCCGGUUCUGUGCCUCCCGCGAUCCCGGCGUUAGCACGCGCAUCACCUCGUUCCUUAACUGGAUCGUGACCAACGCUCCUGCUGACUAUUGCGUGAAAUAAAUGCAUUUUACCCAAA
This is a messenger RNA of Vanessa atalanta (red admiral), 1236 nucleotides long. Its product is annotated as venom serine protease 34-like. Gene Ontology annotation, biological process: proteolysis. Gene Ontology annotation, molecular function: serine-type endopeptidase activity. The transcript is spliced from 10 exons. The coding region runs from base 42 to 1220 and encodes 392 amino acids. NCBI's taxonomy places the organism in Eukaryota, Metazoa, Arthropoda, Insecta, Lepidoptera, Nymphalidae. The record is from RefSeq and is a predicted model, not a curated record.